GCAAAAUAUGAAUCAACCCCAACAGGGACAAAAAAGAAAAGAAAAAAACCAAACCAAGUUGGGGUGUGUAAGAAAUACAAAACAGGAGUGGCCGGAAUUUAGACAUAACAGAAAAUGGCAGUGAGUUGUAGUGUUUAUUAUUAUAAGCAAUUAUUGUACUUAUCUAGUAGCUCUGGAAUUGGAAUACAGGUUCCAAGAAACAGAGUCAUAUGUUGUUCAUCUUCUUCAGUAUCCAAUAAUCCCGUUGUCAAGCCUGAGUUGUCUAUGCGUGUUGGAACUCGACUCAUUCCACAUCCCAAAAAGGUUGCAAAAGGUGGAGAAGACGCUUUCUUUGUGAGCAGUUACAAUGGGGGAGUUAUUGCUGUUGCAGAUGGCGUUUCUGGCUGGGCAGAAAAAGAUGUAGAUCCGGCAAAAUUUUCGAGAGAACUUAUGAGAAAAGCUUCAUCUUUAGUCGAGGAUGAAGAGGUUAACUAUGAUCCUCGAAUUCUUGUUAGGAAAGCACAUGCUGCCACCACAUCCCAAGGUUCAGCUACCGUAAUCAUUUCUAUGUUAGACGAAAAUGGGAUUCUAAAGGUUGCCAAUAUUGGGGAUUGUGGACUUAGGGUCAUUCGCAAAGGUCAAGUAAUUUUUUCCACGUUUCCACAAGAGCAUUAUUUUGAUUGUCCGUAUCAGUUGAGCUCAGAGGCAGUGACCCAGACAUAUCUGGAUGCCACGGUUACUAGCAUCGACUCAAUGAAGGGGGACAUUAUAGUAAUGGGUUCAGACGGUCUAUUUGAUAAUGUGUUCGAUCAUGAAAUUGUAUUAGCAAUAGCCGACCAUAAGGAUGUCGUGGAGACCGCAAAGGUAUUGGCUGAUCUGGCUUACAAGCAUUCAGUGGAUUUCUACUACGAUUCCCCAUAUUCAAUUAAAGCAAGAUCCAGAGGAUUUGACGUUCCAGCUUGGAAAAAGGCCUUGGGACAAAAACUAACAGGUGGAAAGAUGGAUGAUAUAACUGUAAUUGUUGGCGAAGUUGUAAGCAAUUGAACUAAUCAAUUACAGAAUUUAUAUUAGUUCACCCUGUGGGCAUUGUAGUUAUCAUAUAUAUGUUCAUAUCUCUUCAAUAAUUUAGAUUUAUUCAGUAUAUACAUUGCAUGUAUAUUUUAGGAUAUAUUUAUGGAGAUCUGAAAUAAUUCUGAAGAA
Erigeron canadensis is the source of this 1179-nucleotide messenger RNA. Its product is annotated as probable protein phosphatase 2C 26. Lineage: Eukaryota; Viridiplantae; Streptophyta; Magnoliopsida; Asterales; Asteraceae. The record is from RefSeq and is a predicted model, not a curated record. The transcript is spliced from 11 exons. Bases 115 to 1023 code for a protein of 302 amino acids.